AUGACUACCCCUAGCGUUCUCGUCUUUGAUGCUGAGGGUCGGGCUGUUGGCUUUGAGGUCUGGGUCGAUGAUCUGCAGCUUUUCCUACAGUGCGAUAGGAAAGACGAUCUCUCACUGUUCGAUCUCACGUCUGGCGCCUCUACUACCCCUGCUGCCGAUGCUGACAGCACUGUUCGCUCACAAUGGGCCACAGGAGAUGCUGCUGCCCGUCUUGCUGUGCGUAGUCACUUGCCGUCCACUGAGCGUGCGCACUUUAGUCAGUACAAGAGUGCUAAGACCUUGUACAACGCUGUCAUUGCACGCUACUCUUCCCCUGCCACUGCUGCCCUUAGCCGCCUCAUGCUGCCGUACGUGUUUCCUGACCUCGCCGCCUUUCCCACACUCGCUGACCUCGUUACUCACCUUCGCGCUAGUGACACCCGCUACCGCGCUGCGCUUCCUGCUGAGUUCUGCGCCAUGAACCCCGCCCCCCAUGGGUGCUCCCCCUCCCCCCUUUUGCCCUCUGUUGCCUCUGCUGCUGCCGUCGACUUCAUUGGCACCGAGUCGGUCGGCGCUGCGUCUGCCCCUGGCGGGAGACGCCGCACCGGCAAGGGCAAGGGGGGCAAGGGUGUUUCCUGA
Closterium sp. NIES-65 is the source of this 618-nucleotide messenger RNA. The record is from the annotation of a GenBank genome assembly. Lineage: Eukaryota; Viridiplantae; Streptophyta; Zygnematophyceae; Desmidiales; Closteriaceae.